CCGAACGUUAUAAAAUUAUUAGUUGGUAUUGUCAAAGAUGAAGAUUUAAUUUCAGAGCCUUGUUUUAGUCUUUUAACUAAAGGGGAAGAUACUGCCACUCAAGUUUUUCUUGUACCUGGCAUCGACGGAUGUGGAACCGUAUUUAAUCAUUUGGCAUCAAGUAUGAAUUAUUCGACGACGAUUUUACAUUAUAGCACAAACGAUAUCGACGCCAUAAACGUUAUAUCAGAUACGGUAGAUCGUCUCGCAAAACAUAUAUUACCGAAAUUGAGAGGUGGAAGAGAUUUUGUAAUAGUUGGAUAUUCUUUUGGAUCUAUUAUUGCGUUUGAACUAACGAGAAAAUUGGAGGCUAUGAAUUUGAAGGGUCGAUUGGUUCUCAUUGAUGGCACUCCCGAACUAAUGCAAACAAUGUACAGAGAUUUUAUAUCAAACUCAAACGAAGUAGAUCUUCAAACUGUUGUUUUGUCUAAUAUUUUGGAAAUUUAUACGGAAAGAAUUAGCGACGAGAUUUUAAUGGAAUUGAAAAGUUGUAAAAAUUGGGAAGAGAGAUAUAAUGCUUUCGCGAAACAAUUCUUAGGAAUGAAUACUUCGCUUUCUCCUACAAAUUUAAGAAUAUUGUGUACAUCGGUUUAUAAAUAUUCAGCUGCCAUUCGACAAUAUGAUCCUUCCACCUUGCCUCGUAUUAAAUCUUCUAUAAUAUUAUUAAAAGCUACAAUGUCGCAUACAACAAUCGAAGGGGAUUAUGGUUUGCAUAAAAUAACUGAAGGUGUUGUUGAAAUACAUUAUAUCGAGGGGAGCCACCUGACGAUUUUAAGAAAUGAGAAAGUACCGGCUGCAAUUAAUGGAGAGCUGCACAUUUAACAUUUUAAUUCAUGUAUAAUUUAACAGAACAUAAUUUAAGAGAACAUUUUUUUAUACAUCUGCUGUGAUAACAAGAAUAAGAGCAGCAAUACAGUAAUAAUGUGUUAGUCUAAUUGUAUGUAAAAAUUCCAAAUACAAUCAAUGUUUUAUUAUAAGGCUGAAAAAAUAUUUAUUAUCUAUACAACAAAUCCAAAAUCAAAGCAUAAAGCAUUUUUAUCAUGUCCUGUGCUUUGAUCUUAGAUUUUUCUGGAUAAUAAAUAUUUUUUCACUUUUAUAAUGUGUACACAUCCUAUGUACUUUGUAAUUUUACAGUUAUAUUAUAUAAUAUUAAUUUUAGUGUUACUGUUAUUGUUGUUAUCACAGCCGAUUUAUAAACAGAAAGUUUUUUUCUUAAAGAUACGUUUAAUAAAAAAGUGUUAUUAUUUUCAUACUUUUGGAUUUGUAAGGAGUAACUCGAUAAGAUUUGUGAAUCUUUGAGUGUCUAUAGAGGUUAAACGAAUUAUUUUCGAAGAUUGUGACAAUUAUGAAUAUUAACUUUUUGACCAAUAUAAACAUUGACCAAUAUAAUAAACGUGUUACAAUUAUGCUGCUUUUUAGAA
This is a messenger RNA of Pogonomyrmex barbatus (red harvester ant), 1460 nucleotides long. Its product is annotated as fatty acid synthase-like. The record is from RefSeq and is a predicted model, not a curated record. Gene Ontology annotation, biological process: fatty acid biosynthetic process. Gene Ontology annotation, molecular function: phosphopantetheine binding; 3-oxoacyl-[acyl-carrier-protein] synthase activity; fatty acid synthase activity. Lineage: Eukaryota; Metazoa; Arthropoda; Insecta; Hymenoptera; Formicidae.